UUUUUUUUUUUUUUUUUUUUUUUGAAGCAGUUUUUGCAUAUUUGACUUGUGGCGAGCGCAACGACGCCAUUUUAGGAAACUUGAUCCGAUUCUGAGCUGCACACGCCGCAGACAGUAGUAAUUCAAUUUCGGUUUUCCAUCGAAUUCCUGUCCUUUUACGAACCCUACCUUCGCCUGUUUUCGUCAUCUUUCUGCUCAGAUUCAUCCAUCGUCAUCACGGUUCCUCGGAUCUUUGAAAUCAAAACAGAACCUCCCGCCUGUUGGGAGACAUAUCAAACUAAAGAUGGUGAAGCUUACAAUGGUUGCUCGUGUUACUGAUGGUCUUCCUCUAGCAGAGGGACUGGACGAUGGCCGUGAUAUGCACGAUGCAGAAUUCUACAAGCAGCAAGUGAAGGCUCUGUUUAAAAACUUAUCAAGAGGUCAAAAUGAUGCUUCAAGAAUGUCUAUCGAGACAGGCCCAUAUGUUUUUCACUAUAUAAUUGAAGGAAGGGUCUGUUAUUUGACAAUGUGUGAUCGUGCUUACCCAAAGAAACUUGCCUUUCAAUACCUUGAAGACCUGAAGAAUGAAUUUGAACGUGUCAAUGGGGCUCAAAUUGAAACCGCUGCUAGGCCUUAUGCAUUCAUUAAAUUUGAUACAUUCAUACAGAAGACCAAGAAAUUGUACCAGGAUACACGUACUCAGCGUAAUAUUGCAAAGUUGAACGAUGAACUUUAUGAAGUCCACCAAAUAAUGACUCGCAAUGUUCAGGAAGUUCUUGGUGUUGGUGAAAAAUUAGACCAGGUCAGUCAAAUGUCAAGUAGGUUGACAUCAGAAUCCCGCAUAUAUGCUGACAAGGCUAGAGAUUUAAACCGGCAGGCAUUAAUCCGGAAGUGGGCACCUGUUGCUAUUGUGUUUGGAGUUGUAUUCCUGCUAUUCUGGUUCAAAUCAAAGAUCUGGUGAUUCAGUUGCUGUUCCAGAUAAAUCUUUAACUCAUUUUCAGGCUUCUGUUGCUUUUAGCUGUGGCUCAAUCGGUUUGAAUAUCAGAGACUUGAAACUGGGCUUGAGGUGACUUCUAGAUCUACUCAUAAUAAUGAUGGCUAAGAUGGGAUCGGAAAAAUAGUGUUUUUUGUUACCUCCAAGAGGGUGCGGUGCGGUAUGUACAAGUUUAAGAUAGCAGAUUAAGUAGAGAAAACAUGUUUAUUAUUCACAUCUUCCUCUCAAUAUACAAUUUUUGUUCGUUAUACAUUUUAUAAGAAUAACACCAUUAUAUUUAUUGUAUUAGUCUAUCUUUCCUCGGCUUAA
This is a messenger RNA of Cucurbita pepo subsp. pepo (vegetable marrow), 1282 nucleotides long. Its product is annotated as 25.3 kDa vesicle transport protein SEC22-1. Gene Ontology annotation, biological process: retrograde vesicle-mediated transport, Golgi to endoplasmic reticulum; endoplasmic reticulum to Golgi vesicle-mediated transport. Gene Ontology annotation, molecular function: SNAP receptor activity. Lineage: Eukaryota; Viridiplantae; Streptophyta; Magnoliopsida; Cucurbitales; Cucurbitaceae. The record is from RefSeq and is a predicted model, not a curated record.